CGGGUUAUAGCGCGGUCUCUGAGCUGUCCAUGUUCAUCCCAGCUUUCUUCGAUUGGAGGCCGACAGUGUGGUGAGGUGUUGCUGCAUAGCAUCAUCUGCAGUCGAGACCUCAGCAUCGAUUCUUAGUACACUGAGUUGAGAGGAUGUCAGCAUAGCUCGUUCAUUAACAUGAAUGCACAGCUUGGUCUGGCGGACUCCCAAUCGACUAAUUCAUUGAUGUCUCUAUGAAAGGCCGCGCCAACGGCAACUUUAUCGCGCACAGGGAAAACGGCACCCUCGCCAAUGUCAAUCUCAGCAAAGAUCGAGGCAGUGUCCCUAUCGACAUUGACUGCGACUGCCGAUUCAUCUUCUUCUGCAGGGUGGAGAACAACGAGUGGAAGGUACAAUACGUCAAGCUAUUUUACGAGAAGGAUAAAGUCGUUCCAGUGGACAGCAAGACUGUGCCCGAUUUCCCCAAAGAAGAACUGGAAAAGUAUACACCAGGGUAUCAGUACUUGUUUGUAGCACAACAUUCGUUGGGCCAUCCAAUCUUGAAUGACCUGCCAGACGCGAACAACGAAGGUUUCACUGCCAUGUACAAAGCCAUGGCAGACUGGAUUGAGGGCAAAGAUGUACAUUUAUUCUGGGAAAAGAAAUAA
Aspergillus glaucus CBS 516.65 is the source of this 638-nucleotide messenger RNA. RefSeq lists its product as uncharacterized. NCBI's taxonomy places the organism in Eukaryota, Fungi, Ascomycota, Eurotiomycetes, Eurotiales, Aspergillaceae. The transcript has 2 exons. The record is from RefSeq and is a predicted model, not a curated record. The coding region runs from base 225 to 638 and encodes 137 amino acids.